UACGCAGCGGCUGCGGUCGCGGAACGACCAGCACUCAGUCCGACUAAGUCAGUCGUUUUUCGUCCGGCGUUUCGUCCGCUUCACUUUUCGCGCGUCGUGCCAGUGCGUGUCCAGUGCUGCUCGUCCACUGUUCGGUUUCAACACCGACGUUUUUUAAUCCCCCCGCGCAGACAAUGGACAAGUUCGCGCUGUCCGCCGUAUUCGUGUGCUUGGCCGUGACCAACUUCGCCAGCUGGGGCGUCAACGGCAUCGAAGGGGAAACGGACCUGAACGAUUUGCAGGACACCGUCAAGAAGACCCUGAUAAGCAAGCUGCCGGACGCUGAUAUAUCCGUCUUGGAACAGUUCAACAGUUCUAUACCGGCUUUGGACGAAGGCGAACGAGUGUUGAAAGAGAAAUGUUUGAAAAACAGUCAGCUAAACAAUUCUUUCGAAAUUACUAUGGAUGCCAAAAGAGAUUUUGAAGGUUGUGUGACAAAAUUAGUUGAUGUCAAUACCCUAAAAGAAGAAAUUAAAAAAGCUGAACCCCAUGGUGAUGUUGAUGUGGUGUUCAAAAAAUACUGCAAAAAGUCACCAGAAUUAAAAGAAUGUGUUAUGAAUUUCACUUCUACUUUAGAUAUAUGUUUGGAUAAAGAAGAAAAAGACAGUAAAAAAAUUCUUCAGAGUGUUACUGAAGCUUUAUUAGUUUUUGUGUGUCACGAUGAUGGUGAUCGUAUAGCUUUGUUUUAUUCAGAAGGUGGUCCAGAUUGUUUGAUGAAUAAACGAGAAGCUGUCAAUCAUUGUUUUAAUACAUCUUUUGGUAAAUAUAUGUCUAAUGCUGAACCAAACAUGACUAAUUUGCCAUCAUUCAAAUUUGAAGAAGAUCAGUGCAAGAGUAUGCACGAGCUUCAACUUUGUGUUGUUAAUGAAUUAAUUAAAUGUUCUCAACCAACACCAGGUAAUAUUAUUGAGUCAUUGUUUGAGUUUGUACGUCGAUCAACACCUUGUUCCAAAUUUGUUAACUCUGAAACACAAAAUGGAUCUGAAGAUACCCCCCUACUAUCAAUGAUCUCAGUGACAGCCUUAGGUGUUUUAACAAUACUUCUAGGCCGUAUUAACUAUGAAUAAAUUAAGUAUACUUAUCACUGGUAGUACUUACUGAAAAAUGAAAUAACUUUAUGCAGUGGCUAAGUGGCUUACAAUCAAAACCCUUCAUAUACCGUGACAUUUAUGUGGAUCUAUAUCUUUGUACAAUAAUCAUCUAUAUUUAAAUUGUUUAAAUGUAAUAUUAGUUUCAAAAACAUGUAUAAUUACAUUACUUCUUAGUUAGUUAUCCCUUGUUUGUUAACUCUAGAAAAAAGUUUAGAACCAUCAUAUUAUAAUAAUUAUAAUAAUAGUGUUAUAUGACUUGUCACCACUUGUUAAAGACCAAUUAUCAAUUACUCAUAUCAUUGUCAUAAAUGGUGGACAUGAAGAUAGUUUUUAUAUUAUUUUAGUUGUUAAUUUCAAAAUUUUCAUUUAUUAUACUUAUUACAUUUAUCCUAAAGACGACUGUAUUAUUUAUGGUCAUUAAGUUUUGGUGUACAGGAUCAACUCAUAUUUUAUUUUAUAAACGUCUGUGUUUUUUUAUUAUAAUUUAUGUUUUGUAUAUU
Molecule: messenger RNA, 1630 nt
Organism: Sipha flava (yellow sugarcane aphid)
Lineage: Eukaryota; Metazoa; Arthropoda; Insecta; Hemiptera; Aphididae
Product: 27 kDa hemolymph protein-like
Exons: 6
Coding region: 174-1106 (310 amino acids)
Source: RefSeq, a predicted model, not a curated record